Molecule: messenger RNA, 1841 nt
Organism: Clarias gariepinus (North African catfish)
Lineage: Eukaryota; Metazoa; Chordata; Actinopteri; Siluriformes; Clariidae
Gene: dennd2db
Product: DENN/MADD domain containing 2Db
Exons: 12
Coding region: 165-1640 (491 amino acids)
Cellular component (GO): nucleoplasm; cytosol
Source: RefSeq, a predicted model, not a curated record
GAGAAAUUGGGGCCGUAUUUACAGAGUGUCUCAGAGUUUCUACUUUUAGGAGUAAGAGCAAUUAAUCAACAUUCCUAACCCAGAAAGUCACUCCUAUUUCCACCAAAAUGUAGGAGAGGUCUGGAGGUGUGCCAACUGGUUAGGAGUAGCGAGGGAAUGGUGUAAUGAGGAAAACAGUCAACACGGGCCCUGGAUCUGGACCCAUCUGUACCUGCUCCGUCCCAGUAGAAAUCGUGUCUGAUGUUGGAGUGAUGAAGAAGAUCAGCUCAUUGUUCUCCUCUGUACAGGACAAACUGCAAAAAGACAAAGGUGAGAAAAAGGUGUCACCCCCUCCUGCAGAUGCUCCACCCCCAUUUGAGUGCACACACCCAUUUUUCGAGUACCUGGUGGUGGUAAGUGUGAGGAAGAGGAGCGGCGGUGAUGAAGGCUACGAGCCGCAGAUCAUCUAUCAGUUCCCCAAAGCGAGCGGCCAAUCACAGCAGAGGGAGGAGGAGCCCUGCCUACGCGCCAUCAAGCUCUUCUGCUUCCCUGAGGGGGGCAAUUGGGCCCCGCUCACUGAGUACUGCAGUGAGACGUUUUCGUUUGUCCUGACUGAGGUGGACGGUAGCAGGAGGAACGGGUACUGCAGGAGACUACUGCCAUUAGGGAAAGGAGCACGCCCCCCAGAGGCCUACUGCAUAAUCAGCACUCUUGCCUGCUUCAGCCUUUUCUCCAAGAUCUUUGACGAGGUGGAGAAGAGGCGUCAGAUCUCCAUGGCGAUGAUUUAUCCGUUCAUGCAGAGUCUGAGAGAAACACCGUUUCCUGCUCCAGGAAAAACUGUAACAGUUAAGAGCUUCAUCCCCGAGUCUGGAACAGAGGUGAUCAGUCUGACCCGCCCCCUGGACUCGUGGCUGGAGCACGUGGACUUCCGCUCGCUCUUCCUGUGUUUAUCAGAUGAAGAGAUUCUGCAGGUUUUUGCUGCCGUGGUGCUGGAGAGGAGGAUCGUCUUCAUCGCUGAGGAGCUCAGCACCCUCUCUCAGGUCCUACACGCCGUCGCUGCUCUGCUCUUCCCCUUCAUCUGGCAACACACCUUCAUCUCCAUCGUCCCUAAAGUUCUCCUCGAUGUGUACUUGGCACCAACGCCGUAUCUCCUAGGCAUCCAGAGGAACCUGCUGCACCUGCUCACCGAGCACACUGACCUGCUUAUCGUCGACCUGACCAGCCAAUCAGAGAGAAAGUUCAUCAGCAGAAUCGGGGACGAGGACACGCUGAUCCCAAGGAGACUGCAGGAGGAGCUGCUGCAGGACCUCUGCAAACGCAAACAGGACGCCACUACAGAGGAGCUGAACCGCAUGGUGUCUGAAGCUUUCCUCAGCUUUUUUGUGAAAACUGUUGGACAUUUUGAGGAUCACUUUAAGCGCCCGGGAGGAAGAAAGCAGCCGAGAACGUUCCAGAAGAAAGGUUUCCUUAAAGCCGUGGAGCCGAAGGAGAACCGGAACUUCGUCCGACAGUUUGUCCAAACGCAGAUGUUCGACCUGUUCAUCCAGGAGGAGGAGAAACACCCGAGACAUGAAGGAUUUUUUCACAAGAAAGUUAUGGAGUUUCAGCAAAGGAGGAAGGAGCAGCUGAGGAGUGGAGGAGUUAAAGGACUCGUCAUCUGAGUGUGUGUGUGUGUGUGUGCGCGCGCAUCUCAGUAAAUCAUGUGUAAGACAAGUUUAAAACAAUAUAAAAAUAUCAGUUUAUUUAUCUUAGACAGUUAAUGCAUUCACUGUUGAACAGUUUUGUGUGUGUGUGUGUGUGUGUUUCACAGCUGCUUGUUCAUGCACUUUGUUCAUUCAAAAUAAAAUCUAAUGUAAAAUAAA